Molecule: messenger RNA, 2129 nt
Organism: Diospyros lotus (date-plum)
Lineage: Eukaryota; Viridiplantae; Streptophyta; Magnoliopsida; Ericales; Ebenaceae
Product: pentatricopeptide repeat-containing protein At2g20710, mitochondrial
Cellular component (GO): mitochondrion
Molecular function (GO): protein binding
Source: RefSeq, a predicted model, not a curated record
CUGAAACGAAGAACGCAAACGCAUUCCUCUUUUCAGAUUCAUCAGACUUCCGGUUGAUUGAUGGCGAUGAGGCUUCUGCCAUUUCACAAAUCGAACGCAUUGAGGUGGCGCAUUUCAGCGUUUUUCUGCUCUUCUUCGACUACUGAAGCUGUAGAAACUUCAUCGAGUUCAAGCGACACGUUGUUUAGCAGGAUUUCACCCCUUGGUGAUGCUAGGGUUUCAGUUAAACCCGUUCUCGAUCAAUGGGUCCAAGAAGGACAAUCCGUCGUUCCAUCAGAACUUCGAAAAAUCAUUAAGCAGCUCCGAAAGUUCGGACGUUUCAAUCACGCUCUUCAGAUAUCUGAGUGGAUGAACCAAAGUCCUGUUAAGCCAUUGGCUGGAGACAUUGCAGUUCAGUUAGAUCUGAUCUCAAAGGUUCAUGGACUAGAACAAGCAGAGGAAUAUUUCAAUAAUGUUCCAAACUCCUUGAGAGGUUUCCAUAUUUAUGGUGCUCUUUUAAAUUGUUACGCCCAUGCAAAAUCUUUGGAGAAAGCAGAGGCCACAAUGCAGAUGAUCAGGGAGCUAGGUUUUGCUGGAGCUACACUUCCAUUCAAUGUUAUGCUACACCUUUACUCUCAGAUGGGGAAACAUGAGAAACUAGAAGCCCUUGUGCAAGAAAUGGAAGAGAAGGGCAUUGGCUGUGACAAAAUCACAUUCAGCAUUCAGAUGAAUGCAUAUGCAGUGACUUGUAAAGUAAAUGAAAUGGAGAGGAUCUUAAUGAAGAUGGAAGCUGAUCCUGAAGUCUCCAUGGACUGGUCUACAUAUGCCGUAGCAGCAAAUGGCUACUUGAGAUCAGGUUUAAGGGAAAAAGCUUUGGCAGCACUGAAGAAAUCAGAGGCCCUCAUUGAGCUCAAGACGAGAAGGACUUCUUAUGAAUUUCUAAUGACAUUGUAUGCUAGGAUUGGGAAAAAGGAUGCAGUGUCUCGUAUAUGGAAGAAGUGCAAGAAGACACGGAAAGUUUACAAUUCUAGCUACAUUUGUAUGAUUAGCUCUCUGAUGACGAUGGAUGAUCUCAACAGGAUGGAGAAGAUAUUUGAGCAGUGGAAAGCCAAAGAGAUGUCUUUUGAUUAUCGGGUCCCUAACCUAGUAAUCACUGCGUAUUGCAGAAAGGGUCUUCUGGGAAAAGCAGAAUCAAUUGUAGACUGGCUCAGACAGAAAGGGAAGGAACUUGCUAGCACAUGGGAUCGCUUAGCUGCUGGAUAUAGUAAAUAUAAUCAUAUGGACAAGGCAGUUGACACAUUGAAGAAAGCAAUACUGGUCAUUCAUCCAGGUUGGAAGCCUAACGUUGCAACUUUUGCUGCAUGUAUAAAAUACUUGAAAGGGAAGGGAGAUGAAGAAUUUGCAGAGUUUACAGCUUUCCUAGAGGAAAGGAUCCACAAUCCAAAAGAUAUAUAUGACCGAGUAGAGCAUUACAUGAAAAAUAGUGACCUAGGAUCAGAAGCACUUAAUGAGAUGGAAUCCGCUGACCAUGAUGAGGAGGUUCUGGAGGGAGAAACCCUGGAUGGAGGCAUUGACUUGAAGACGAAUAUAAACAUGAAGGCCGAAUAGUGCAAGAAGGCCAUCAUCCGUAGGCUUGUCAAAUGGGUUUUGUUUCUACUUGAAUUUGAAUUGGAUGAGAGGCCAAUCAAUAUUUAGAAAUUUGUGUCAGAUUUCCUCUUCUUGCAGAGUGAUGGAGGGUUCAUCAGAUCCUAACAUGUUCUACAUUCAAUGAAAUGGACAAAGCAAAAAUUUUGGCGAAGUAUGGAGUUGCAAGACCGUUUUGGGUCCAGCAUUGACUCCAAUUCUUGGCCCGGCCGAGGGUGCAAACUGUGCAAUUUGCUUUUCUAUUUGCAUGGAAGAUGUGAAUCUCAUGGUAUUGAUUCUAAUAUCUGGAAUAUCAAUCUGCUUUAGUUUUUUUUAUGGAAGAUCUGUAAGCUUCUUUCCUUAAAUGUAGAAUCAAUUGGUGAAGAAUCAUAUCUAAAGAGGCUUGAAGCUCUUUUUUUUUUUUUUUUUUAUGGGUUAAUUGUUACAACAAUGGCUGGGUGCCAACAUCUCUUCCAUCCUCCAGCUAAAGGUCUGUUUGGCCAAAGAUAGAAAAGAACAAACGAGCC